AUGACCAUUGCCAACGUUAUCUUGUCGGUGGCCGAGCAGCUGCAACAUACCAAAUGGCAGUCCCUGCUCCUCACACUCGUUGCGGCACCAGCGUUGUACGUUCUCGUCAACGAGCUUGUGCGCUAUAAUGCCAGGAUACACGGGAUGAAGGGGCCCCCGGGCCUGCCGCUCAUUGGCAAUCUCUGGGACAUCCGCGUGAAUGCCGCGGAGAAGUAUCGUGAGUGGGCCCGUCGGUUUGGCGACGUCUACCAGAUACAGCUUGGAAAUGUGCCCGUUGUGGUGAUCAACUCCGCAUCGGCAGCGAGGACCAUUUUCGGACAAAACGCCCAAGCCAUGAGCUCGCGACCAGAGUUUUACACUUUUCACAAGGUUUUGAGUGAUACCGCUGGAACAACAAUUGGCACGUCGCCCUACAGUGACUCGCUCAAGCGCCGCCGGAAAGGCGCAGCGUCGGCAUUGAACAAACCGUCCGUUCAGACUUACAUAUCACAUCUUGACAUCGAGACCCGAGAUUUCAUCCGGGAACUCUAUACAUAUGGACAAGCUGGGAACAAGGCAGUGGAUCCAAUGCCGAUGAUCCAGCGGCUUUCUCUGUCCCUUGCCCUGACUCUCAACUGGGGCGUGCGUCUCAAAAGCCAGAGCGACAACCUGUUUGACGAAAUCACCCACGUCGAGGAAGAAAUCAGCCGCUUCCGCUCCACUACGGGCAAUUUGCAAGACUACAUCCCCUUGAUGCGACUGAAUCCAUUCAACAUGCACUCGACCAAGGCCAGAGAGAUGCGAAACCGCAGAGACAAGUACUUGACGGACCUCAAUAACGGGCUUGACGAUAGGAUCGCACGUGGGACGCACAAGCCGUGCAUCCAGGCCAAUGUCAUCAUGGACGAAGAGGCCAAGCUCAACAAGGCCGAGCUGACAUCCAUCAGCCUCACCAUGCUCUCUGGCGGCCUCGACACCGUGACGACCCAAGUAGCUUGGUUCGUCGCCUAUUUGUCGCAGCAUCCCGAGGUCCAAGACAAGGCCGUCCGUGAAAUUCGCAAGACAUUUGGCGAGGACAGGCCAAUGUGUGACGAGGGUGAUGAUCAGACCUGCCAGUACAUUGUCGCCCUGGUGAAAGAGUCGCUUCGAUAUUUUACGGUCUUACGCCUGGCGCUGCCGCGUGCCAGCAUCAAGGAUGUGGCCUACGGUGGGACUGUCAUACCCAAGGGUUCAGUCGUGUUCUUGAAUGCAUGGGCCUGCAAUCGGGACUCGGCCGUCUGGUCUGACCCCGAUGUUUUCCGUCCGGAGCGAUGGCUCGAGCAGCCUGAUGCACCCCUCUUCACCUACGGCGUCGGCUACCGCAUGUGCGCCGGCUCGUUGCUGGCAAACCGGGAGCUAUAUCUGCUAUAUAUGCGACUCAUAAAUAGCUUCCAUAUUGAGAAGCAGGACGCGGUAGACUGCCACCCGGUUCGUGGCAAUGCUGAUCCCACAAGCUUGGUGGCGAUGCCGCACCGUUAUAAGGCGCUUUUUGUGCCUCGGAACAACACAGCGCUAGCUCACGCCAUGAAGGAAACGGAGCGCAUGACUGGGGAGGAGUAG
This is a messenger RNA of Purpureocillium takamizusanense, 1578 nucleotides long. RefSeq names its product 3-hydroxyphenylacetate 6-hydroxylase. The transcript has 3 exons. Gene Ontology annotation, molecular function: heme binding; iron ion binding; oxidoreductase activity, acting on paired donors, with incorporation or reduction of molecular oxygen. Lineage: Eukaryota; Fungi; Ascomycota; Sordariomycetes; Hypocreales; Ophiocordycipitaceae. The record is from RefSeq and is a predicted model, not a curated record. The coding region runs from base 1 to 1578 and encodes 525 amino acids.